AGCUCUCUUCCGGCGUCAUCGUCGGCGCGUCCCUCUCUCUCAUGGCACCUCCGAGGAUUCUACUGUGUGGAGAUCCCCUUGGGAACCUGAAUCAGCUCUUCAAACGUGUUUCAUCGGUUAACAAAUCAACCGGUCCAUUUGAUGCCUUAUUAUGUGUGGGUCAGUUCUUUCCGGAAUCGACCGAGCGAUUGGAGGAGCUGAAUGAGUACAUAGAAGGUCGGAAGAAUAUUCCGUUACCGACCUACUUCAUCGGUGAUUAUGGGGUUGGAGCCGCGAAGGUUUUAUCAGCUGCUGCAAAGGAGUCUUGUAAUCAAGGGUUUAAGAUGGAUGGCUUGAAGAUUCGCGAUAAUUUGUACUGGUUGAAAGGCAGUGGCAAGUUCACACUGAAUGGUUUGUCUGUGGCAUACUUGUCUGGUAGGCAAUCAUCAAGUGGUCUAAUUUAUGGAACGUACAAUCAAGAUGACGUUGAUGCUCUGCGGGCAUUAGCCGAGGAACCUGAAAUGAUAGACAUAUUCCUAACUAAUGAAUGGCCCAGUGGAAUCUUGAAUAGAGCUUCAACAUCUGAUAUUCCUCUGGGGAUAUCAGAUUCAGCUGGCAGUGAUGCCACAAUAUCAGAGAUAGUUGCAGAGAUUAAGCCCCGGUACCAUGUUGCAGGAGCUAAGGGAGUAUAUUAUGCUCGUGAACCGUAUAUGAAUGUUGAUGCUGUGCAUGUAACCCGUUUUGUAGGACUAGCCCCAGUAGGAAAUGCAUCUAAGCAGAAAUUUAUUCAUGCAAUUUCUCCCACUCCAGCAUCUACCAUGUCUUCUACUGAGAUAUCUACUAAGCCACCAAAUACUACUUCAUCUCCAUACACAUUUAUGGAAGGAGCAGCUGAUACCCAGGAAGCAGACAAAAGGUCUGCUGAAAGUCUUUCUGAUUCACAGUAUUGGCGAUAUGAUGUCUCCCAGAAACGACGAAAGGUUGGAGGUGGUGAUGGUGAUGGUGAUAAGUUGUGUUUUAAAUUUAUUUCUUCUGGUUCAUGCCCACGAGGAGAAAAAUGUCACUUUCGUCAUGAUAUGGAUGCAAGGGAACAAUCUAGGAGAGGUGUAUGUUUUGAAUUUUUGAAUAAAGGAAAAUGUGAAAGAGGUACAGAUUGCAGCUUUAAGCACAGUUUGCAGGAAGAAGGUGAUGUGAGAGCUGGAUCAGGGAGAACAAACUCAAGCAGAUCCAAAGAAUGUUGGUUUUGUCUAUCGAGUCCAAAUGUGGAGUCCCAUCUAAUCACCAGCGUUGGUGAGAACUGCUACUGUGCGCUUGCUAAAGGACCGUUGGUUCAAGAUCAUAUACUCAUAUUACCAAUUGAGCAUCUGCCAAACACACUCUCUUCACCUCCAGAAUGUGAAAUUGAGCUGGUUAGAUUUCAGAACAGUCUCAAAGCUUAUUUCAAGAACCAGAGAAAAGAAGUUGUUUUCUUUGAGUGGGUUUACAUAAGAGGAACUCAUGCUAAUCUACAGGCUAUCCCAAUUCCUUUAUCCAGAGCAUCUGCUGUUCAGGAUAUUUUCAAUUUAGCUGCAGAAAAGUUGGGAUUCAAGUUUAUGCUGUUAAAAAGCGACAAGAGUUCUGAUGGAAGGAAAUUGCUGCGGACUCAGUUUGAUGGAAAGUGCAGUUUAUUCUAUGUGGAACUUCCGGGGGGUACAAUAUUAUCACAUGCAGUUGAAGAGAAUGAGAAAUUUCCAGUGCAAUUUGGUCGUGAGGUUUUGGCAGGCUUGCUAAACAUGGCAGAUCGGGCCGAUUGGCGAAAUUGCAAGCUUAGCAAGGAAGAAGAAAUAAAAAUGGUGGAAAGAUUUAAGAGCGGUUUCGAAGAAUAUGAUCCGAACCGAUGAUUAAUGGAGGAGAUGGAACUGAUUUCCUGAAGAUUUUUAGGCCAAAAUCCUGGUAGAAUGGAGCUUUUCAACUCACUGUGUAUUAUGAGCAUAUUAAACCUUGCCAAAAGCUGUUUUACAUACUACACUUUGACAUCAAAUUUCUUGAAAAUGACUUAAUUUUUGAUUUGUUGAAAA
Molecule: messenger RNA, 2036 nt
Organism: Cynara cardunculus var. scolymus (artichoke)
Lineage: Eukaryota; Viridiplantae; Streptophyta; Magnoliopsida; Asterales; Asteraceae
Product: zinc finger CCCH domain-containing protein 64
Exons: 10
Coding region: 42-1859 (605 amino acids)
Biological process (GO): mRNA splicing, via spliceosome
Cellular component (GO): post-mRNA release spliceosomal complex
Molecular function (GO): metal ion binding; RNA lariat debranching enzyme activator activity
Source: RefSeq, a predicted model, not a curated record